Messenger RNA from Topomyia yanbarensis, 588 nucleotides. RefSeq names its product NADH dehydrogenase [ubiquinone] 1 subunit C2-like. The transcript is spliced from 3 exons. Lineage: Eukaryota; Metazoa; Arthropoda; Insecta; Diptera; Culicidae. Gene Ontology annotation, biological process: mitochondrial electron transport, NADH to ubiquinone. The record is from RefSeq and is a predicted model, not a curated record. Gene Ontology annotation, cellular component: mitochondrial inner membrane. The coding region runs from base 101 to 445 and encodes 114 amino acids.
UUUAUUUUUCGUUCAGUUUCAGUGACAGUCGAAAAGUUCAUAAUAAUUUUUUGUUUGCCUUUGGAGUUGUGGAAUCGUGUAACAGAGCAGGUUCGCAAGUAUGUCCGGCGGAAAAUCACCAAUCGAGCUACUAUCGGGAACUUUCACCAAGUCAUGGCUACACGAUAAGUGGGCACCUGGAGCAGGAAGUGCGUUCGGAUUUCUUGCAGCGUGCUACGUUAACUGGGGCACCGGUCGCCCGAUUUUAAGUGGUAUCCAGAAACAUAUCAUUGCAGCGGUGUCCCUAGGAGCACUCGCAAUGACCGUCGACAAGUGGAGAAACGAAUACCUGGCCGAAAAGGACGCAACUUUGCGGCACUACAUUGAAUUGCAUCCAGAGGAUUUCCCCACUCCUGAGCGCAAACGGUUUGCUGAUGUCUUCGAGUAUUGGCAGCCCAUUCGCUAGGAACCAGUUUUUUUCUCAUUUCAUAGAAAGCGCCGCACGCCGAUGUCGAUAGAAUAGUGUUUAUCCCCUGAACAUAGAGGAACUGUUGCAAACAAGUGAGGUCAAUAAAAAUUGUAUAAACCAAAUAAACUUUUAUGCGCGAA